Cervus elaphus (red deer) is the source of this 1086-nucleotide messenger RNA. Its product is annotated as centromere protein J-like. The transcript is spliced from 4 exons. The coding region runs from base 56 to 415 and encodes 119 amino acids. Lineage: Eukaryota; Metazoa; Chordata; Mammalia; Artiodactyla; Cervidae. Gene Ontology annotation, biological process: centriole elongation; cilium assembly. Gene Ontology annotation, cellular component: centriole; nucleus; centrosome. Gene Ontology annotation, molecular function: tubulin binding. The record is from RefSeq and is a predicted model, not a curated record.
GGGAGUCCAGCACCCCAAGGACAAGACACACUCUGCUGGGGCUCGGACAGCACGCAUGGCUCAUCGCCGGCCUCUGGAAGUCGGGCGCGUUCCCAACAAGCAGACAGAAAAAGUCUGCCCUGACGGCUCAAAGGAAAUCGUGUUUCCAGAUGGGACGGUGUGGCGUCUGAAUGAUGGACGCGAGGAGACUGUAUUCCCAGACGGGACCAUUGUGAGUGUGGAGAGGAACGGUGACAAGACCAUUGUGCUCAGCAACGGUCAGCGGGAGAUCCACACGGCCCAGUUCAAGAGGAGGGAGUACCCCGAUGGCACCACCAAGACCGUGUACCAUGACGGCCACCAGGAGACCAAGGACGCGUCUGGGAGGGUCAAGGUCAGGGAUGAGGCUGGAAACAUCAUCCUGGACAGGAAGUAGCUUCUCCCUCAAAACUAGCCUUACCUGUGACCUUCCAAUAUCACCUUGACCUUCCAACCUUAUCUGUGCCCUUCCAACAAUACCUGUGAAUUUCCAACAUUACUGUGACCUUCCAACCUUACCUGUGCCCUUCCAACAUUACCCGUGACCUUCCAACAUUACCUGUGAACUUCCAACAUUACUUGUGACCAUCCAACUUAUGUGUAACCUUCCAACUACAUUAUUUGCUAAAAAAAGAAACGACUAAUAUAUGUGGCCCUAUGUGAUGAAAAAUCAUGUAAAACUUGAGGACUACCCAAGUCAUCCAGACAUUAUAAAGGAAGAGACAGCCUGGUCCCCAGGGCUCCUGGUUAGGAAAGGUGGCUGUAUCAACACUAGACCAGCCAGAGAACAGGAAGCUCCCAGACAAUGACACCAGGGCCCCCGGCCAGACCCCUUCCUCUCUGCCCAUCACAAGAACCAGCUCUACACGUGACGGGCAGCCUUCCCUGGGCCCUGGGUGCCUCUACCUCUGCCUGCAGCUGGCCCCUGGCCCUCUCCUCCUGAAUUAUACCAGCUUAGCCUGACCAUCCCAUCCAUUAUCCUCAGGGCACAGUGCCCACGACCUUGCUGGGCCAGAUAAGAAUACAGUUCACGCCACUACAGGAGCACCCACAGGGAGCCUGACCCAG